Eucalyptus grandis is the source of this 1348-nucleotide messenger RNA. RefSeq names its product beta-carotene isomerase D27, chloroplastic. Gene Ontology annotation, molecular function: iron ion binding. Lineage: Eukaryota; Viridiplantae; Streptophyta; Magnoliopsida; Myrtales; Myrtaceae. The coding region runs from base 182 to 991 and encodes 269 amino acids. The record is from RefSeq and is a predicted model, not a curated record. The transcript is spliced from 7 exons.
UGUAUGGCUGCUAGCUUUCCUAUGAAAAAACCAAGCAACGCUCCACCAGCCAAACAAAAAGUUCUUGUUGCUGCAUUGUAUUCGUGCAUUUACGUACUGAGAUUGAUUCCGAAUAAUUCUUUGAAACCAAACGAAACAGGGGAGAAAGAAGGCUCUGUUCUUGCCAGCUUCGCAUCAAUUCAUGGUGGCCCUCGCCCACUGCGGCUCUCAACUCCUCCACUGCCCGCCGCCGUCCGGCCGCCUCCGCCCUCCGCGGCGGAGAGCCGUCGUGAGGUGCGGGAUCGCGGAGCCGUCGGGGGAGCCGGCCCCGAUGGGGCAGAAGACGAAGUACAGGGACGGGUUCUUCGAGAAGGUGUUCAUGACCCUGUUCGCUCGCAAGAUGGAGAAGUUCGCGGCCUCGCCGGCGAGGGCCCGAGGGGUCGGCGGCGGAGGCGUCGAGAGGCCGAAGGGGUGGCUGGAGUACGACUACGAGAGCUUCGUGGACGUGUCGAAGAGGGUAACGCAAGGGAGGUCUCGGGCUCGGCAGCAGGAAGUGGUCCGAGAAGUGCUCAUGUCGAUGCUUCCUCCCGGUGCGCCUGCUCAGUUUAAGAAGCUGUUUCCACCGACAAAGUGGGCUGCUGAGUUCAAUGCUGCACUCACUGUGCCUUUCUUCCACUGGUUAGUUGGGCCUUCCGAGGUUGUGGAGGUAGAAGUAAAUGGAGUGAAGCAAAAGAGUGGAGUGCACAUUAAAAAGUGCAGGUACUUGGAGAAUAGUGGCUGUGUAGGGAUGUGCGUAAACAUGUGCAAGAUACCCACUCAGGAUUUCUUCACCAAUGAGUUUGGGCUACCCCUCACCAUGAUUCCGAAUUUUGAAGAUAUGAGCUGUGAAAUGGUGUAUGGUCAAGCUCCACCGCCAUUUGAAGAGGAUCCUGUGUCUAAGCAGCCCUGUUUUGCAGAUAUAUGUUCAAUGUCAAAUCCUAGCAGUAGCAUCUGUCCGAAACUGGAACCUUGAGAAAGAUCUCUUAUCAAGGAUGUCUUGAUCCAGAAGAAAGAGAUGCGGAUUACACAUUCAUUGCCAUUUAUCUUGGAAAUCUACGAGAAAGGUGUUGCUGAGUCUACCAUUUGUCUGUAUAAUCAAAUCCUGAAACUGAGCUGUACAUUCUCAGGGAAACAUAUCCGUGUACCACUCAAUGUACAUUUAGAAUAUUUUGUAUAUUAGUGUCAUAAAGGCUGCCCGACGGGAGUUAUGCAAUAUGAUGAUUUGCUCUUCCCAAUCUCAAUGAAUCAGAGUUACAUUGAGGCUCACGUGAUUGGGAUAACUGAUGAGCUGGAAAGAAUUGGCCAUAUGCUUAGCCAUGAGAUUGCAUCA